AUGGCCUCGGCUUCGCUCCUAAAGCAGCAGCCUGGCCUAAACGCCGCUACGCCGGGCACAUACGACUCCCGGCCCACUCCGGGCAGAGCUCCGCCCCCAACAAACGCCCCUAGUGAUAAGCCGAGCCCAGCGUUCCAUUGGGUCACGCCAGAAUCUCGCGAGACUUUAGGGCGUCCGGCUUCCCUCGGCGGAAAGGUUGUAACACCUGGUCGUAGCUUCCCGCCGGCGGAAUCCCCGCACCACCCAAUCCCCUCGCGACCCAGACUCCCUCGGGGCACGUCAUUAGCAAGUCCGCCAUCUUGGCUAGAACGAGUCUUUCACGGACUACAAAUCCCGGCGUACAAAGCAGGUACCCGCUUCUGGCCGGGAGUUCUGGAGCAUUUAAAAUUGGCAGCUGAGGCUUGAAGGAGUGACAUUAGAUUCUGAGUGAGAAUACCACAUUUAUGUAAACUUGUAAGUAAAUGAAAUAAGGUUUAAAAUCCUGACAAUGUAUAAUCUUCUCAAGGGAAAAAUUUUAUAGGGUAUAAAAGACAAACAAAAAACA
Vicugna pacos (alpaca) is the source of this 544-nucleotide messenger RNA. Lineage: Eukaryota; Metazoa; Chordata; Mammalia; Artiodactyla; Camelidae. The record is from RefSeq and is a predicted model, not a curated record.